This is a messenger RNA of Aspergillus thermomutatus, 2829 nucleotides long. RefSeq lists its product as uncharacterized. The coding region runs from base 1 to 2829 and encodes 942 amino acids. The transcript has 3 exons. The record is from RefSeq and is a predicted model, not a curated record. Lineage: Eukaryota; Fungi; Ascomycota; Eurotiomycetes; Eurotiales; Aspergillaceae.
AUGCAGCACCGACACAACCACAUUCUCACCCUCAUCUGCCGGGGGAUGGACCGGGUCCUCGACCGGGCCCGGGCGACGCUGGAGCGGACCCAGACAUCGAUCCGGGAGAUCUUCGGCUGCCGAAUGCCCGGUCAGCGGACGCGGAAACGACCCCUGGGACGGCUGCAGCCGGAAACGGAGCGGCGGUACGUGCGGUACUGGAAACAGUUUCUGUGCUUCCUCAUCCGGGCCAUUUGCCUCUCGCGCGAGGAUCGGAAACGUCUACUCGGGGUCCAUCUGGAUAAGGAGCAAGAGCGCACGCUUGAAAUCCUGUGGGGGACUCUCAACCGCUAUCUGGAAUGCCCCGACCUGGACGUCUGGACGGACGAUGACAAUCCCUUCCAGGCCCAGCUUCAGCUCCCUGGCCGGCGACGACGGCUAGCCGAUCGACUGAACACAGGUAGUGAGCAGGGACAACCGCCGUGCGAAUCCCGCGAGGCCACAACCACUCCUCAACCUGAGGCCCACCCACCAUCCCUGGGGUCCUCGCGGCGGUAUACUAAGCGCCCCCGCUCCAUGCAGCGCCACCGGUCCUGCAGUCAUGAGUCUGAUAACUCUCUGAGCCUGCACUCCAGUCGCCCGGCCCGCCAGCAACGCAACUGCAAACAACCCCGGUUAGACUGUCCCCUCAGGGCGGAGCCACCGGUCCUCCAGAGAGCUGUGGCGGUCUGUAUCCCCAUCUACUCAAGCAUCCAAUCCCCCGCCCCGGAUUCCACAUGGACCUCCAGUGUCCCCAAAUCAGAUUCGGACCCUGUUGUGUUGCAUAGCUCCCCCGGAAUCAAUAGCGACAAUUCCAGCACCGAGGUCGCAGAGGCCACCACGGAUGAGACAGGGAGUGUCUAUUCUGACAGCCAUGGGAGUGAUACGGAGGACGAUGAGCAGGAGGCGGCGGAGGAGCUAGAAGAUAACAUGGUGGAUGAUGAGGAGGAGGAUGAGGACGAGGAUGAGGACGAGGACGGGUCCUCCCUAGACCCCGAUGAGCCACUGCGAGGUUCUGAAGAACUAGAUAGCAGAUCCGACCCUUGCUGGGGGGAGGCCGCCCCUGAGCAUCCCCUCCCUGGUCAGUUCCCAGCCUUACCGGCGGCCGCUGAGGAAUGGAUCAGCGAGGUACUCGUCUCCCUCUGCAUCAGUUGCCUGACGACCGAUGCUAUCUACCGGUGUGGGGACAAGUUUUACUCCUCCCUGGUGGCCUUUGCCGCGGUGCUGGGGAUCCGGCCCCAAAAUUGCAGUUUCUAUGAACCAUACUACUACACCACAAAGCUAGCUGGUAUCGCCUGGGUUGCCCGGCUUCUCCUGCUGGAAUAUGCAUUGCCAAUCCGCCGCUACCGCUUUAUUAGUGAUGUCCCGAGCCGGGACUCAUACCGCUUCCACGUCAGACGUGCCCAGGAGAUCCAGGGGAUCUACGGCGCCUGGGACACAUUCUUCCCCCUAAAUGAUAUCCUUGCCAUGUUAGUGACGGUCUACCAUCAUCAGCUGCCGGACAGCGGGCUGCCUCUCGCCCGGCUGCGCCAAUGGGUCCAGCAGGUCAUUGAAUCAGCCACAACCCUGCUGGAGCACAACCUCCUUCUCGGCCACCGGUCCCCGGUGGAUGUGCGAUCGCUGGUAGACAACCCAGUGGAGUGUCGAAGCGGGUUCUCCUUCCUGGACGUGCCCGUCAACCGGCUCCGGGCCACAGCGGCACCAAUCCUGGGCCUGACGGAGAACCCCCCUGCGGGUGUGGCCCCGCUGCGCCGCCACGGGCAGUGGGACCCACCAUCCGUCCGGCGCUAUCAGCAAUCCGUGCGGAUGUUCCUGCACCAGCUCAUGCUUGCCAUCCAGCUCUCCUGGGGGCAGCCCAGUCGGGGCAGUGAGCUUAUGACAGUGAAAUGGCGGAAGACCGCCGCUGCCCCACGGAAUCUGUACAUCCAUGAGGGGGAGAUGGUGAUCAUCACACAUGAUCAUGAAGCCUGGGGCCGCACAGCGCGGCAACACAUCUGCGCCCGAUUCCUUCCCCCAUCAGUCAGCCGGCUAGUGCUCCUGUAUCUGCUGCAUGUGCGCCCAUUCAUGGCAACGCUGGUCCCUUGGAUCGCCCCCACACAGUUACGCAAGGCACUCAGCUCCUGCGAUCUCUUCACCGCACCAGGAUUCAAAUCCCCAAGCAAUGCAAGACGUGGGCCGUAUGGGCGGCUGCUACAGCAGAGCAGCCGGGAGUUCUUUGGUCACUUCACCUUGAAAGCUCUGACCUACCGCCAUCUACUUAUUGCAAUCACCAAGAAGCAUCUGAAGGCAAAGGCAACAGUGGUGGACCUGCGCUCUGCCGCGGAGAACUUGGAUAGCAUCUUUGCGGCCCAGGCCGGCCACAGUGGAUCCGUCAACCGCCACAUCUACGGUGUGGAGGAGUCCCAGCCCCUUCAGCCCCUUCAGCCCCUGCCGGAAAUGCUGCAUCUAUAUCAAUAUGCCUCCCAUCAGUGGCACCAGUUCAUCCUGGCACCGGUGGAGGAUCCACGCCCGGCCCCAGUCUCUGGAUCGCCAUCCAUGUCCAGUCCUGGGCCUGAGCAGCCGCCCAUGCUGCCGGACCACACACCGCAGCAGGGGGUCCACCGGCGCCAAUUGCUCCCGUGGGAUUUCUUCCGUUUCUACCCGCGGUGGCAUCUACUGCUCUGCAGUCGGUGCCACCGAGCAGUGACGCGGACCUCUGCCCAGGAUCACCUCCAGGCCCAUUGCACGCUUGGCAUCACCCCAGCGCAUGAGGUGAUGCUCCUUAACACUCUGGACCUACAUAAUCUGCAGGAUAUCCACCCUGUGCUUUAG